AGUUAUUCCCACGCGGUGUUGGCAAAAAGCUGAAAUUAGAAACCCAGUUUGUGUCUGAAGCUGCUCUUCACCAAUGGUGUCGUUGUAUAACACUGGAGUGGAAUUGGGCAAUGUAUUGGUAGGAUCAGACCUAUUAAAUCAUUCAUGGGAUGCAAUUUCGAAGCUUCAAAAAGAUACUCUUUUGGUGGAUCAGAACCAAUCUCUUCCUUUCUCUGCUAAAUACCAAGUUUAUGACUAUCCACCAACAAAGGGUUCUAUUAUCGCUUUUGUAUGCUCACCCAAUUGUGCUGUAAAUCACUUGCAAGAAGAAGAGUUUAGAGAGCUUGUUUCUUCUGAUGCAAUUACGUCCUUUGAUUUUCUCUGCACUAAAAGUAACAGUUCCGUUUCCCUUCAUAAAGCUGCUUUUACCCUUUUUGCUUCUCUUGAGAAUGAGCUCUCUCUUCUCAAACACCAGGUACACUGCCUUAAAUUGUUUAUAAUUUCCCCUUCUUCUUUCAUGUAUAUUGCGUGUUAGCGUUUUGAAAUUUUGAAUAUAUAUAUUCUCUGUGUUCCCAAAAUGGAACAAUUUGUUAGUCAAUUGGAGUCGAUUGAAAAUGUAAUCUUUAGUUGAUCAUCUAAUUUGUGUUAAUGUAGAGAAUAUACAGAUUAAAGUUA
Messenger RNA from Nicotiana attenuata, 654 nucleotides. Its product is annotated as senescence-associated carboxylesterase 101-like. NCBI's taxonomy places the organism in Eukaryota, Viridiplantae, Streptophyta, Magnoliopsida, Solanales, Solanaceae. The transcript has 2 exons. The record is from RefSeq and is a predicted model, not a curated record. Gene Ontology annotation, molecular function: carboxylic ester hydrolase activity. Gene Ontology annotation, biological process: defense response. The coding region runs from base 74 to 514 and encodes 146 amino acids.